Prunus armeniaca (apricot) is the source of this 624-nucleotide messenger RNA. The record is from the annotation of a GenBank genome assembly. NCBI's taxonomy places the organism in Eukaryota, Viridiplantae, Streptophyta, Magnoliopsida, Rosales, Rosaceae.
AUGGUGUCGCUCAAGCUCCAGAAGCGGCUUUCCGCUAGCGUCCUCAAGUGUGGCCGAGGGAAGGUCUGGCUCGACCCCAAUGAGGUCAACGAAAUCUCCAUGGCCAACUCCAGGCAAAACAUUAGGAAACUGGUAAAGGAUGGUUUCAUCAUCAGGAAACCAACAAAGAUCCACUCGCGUUCUCGUGCUCGGAGAAUGAAGGAGGCUAAGAGGAAGGGCCGUCACUCUGGACAUGGUAAGCGUAAGGGUACCAGGGAGGCAAGGCUGCCCACCAAAAUCCUCUGGAUGAGGAGAAUGCGGGUUUUGAGGCGCUUACUCCGUAAGUACCGUGAGUCCAAGAAAAUUGACAAACACAUGUACCAUGACAUGUACAUGAAGGUGAAAGGUAAUGUCUUUAAGAACAAGCGUGUGCUGAUGGAGAGUAUUCACAAGUCAAAGGCCGAGAAGGCAAGAGAAAAGACUCUGUCUGACCAGUUUGAAGCCAAGCGUGCUAAAAACAAGGCCAGCAGAGAGAGAAAGUUGGCUCGGCGUGAGGAAAGAUUGGCACAAGGACCUGGAGAGAGAGCUGCACCAACACCUGCACCCCAACAGGCUGAGGGAGGCGCGAAGAAAGCAAAGAAGUGA